AUGAAGCGCACACCCAAUGCCCAUAUUCCCCUAUGCCCCUUCGUCUUUCCUUUCUAUACACACAGACAACGAGGGGGAAUCCCAACAAAAGGAACGACAAACCCGGGAGGGAAGAAGAAAGAAACGGAAAAAGAAAACAGACGAAAAAAAAGGAACCGAACAAUAAUGACUCCAUGGGGUACGCUUUGCAUGUCUCUGACGAGCGCAUAUGCGAAUUGA
Messenger RNA from Fusarium pseudograminearum CS3096, 219 nucleotides. RefSeq lists its product as uncharacterized. The coding region runs from base 1 to 219 and encodes 72 amino acids. The transcript has 3 exons. The record is from RefSeq and is a predicted model, not a curated record. NCBI's taxonomy places the organism in Eukaryota, Fungi, Ascomycota, Sordariomycetes, Hypocreales, Nectriaceae.